CCUGGGGUGGGACCCGGUAGCCCAGGUCGGCGAGGCGUGCACCAUGUUCCAGCGGGAAGGCCCCACGCGUGCAGCGACCGGGAGCCGAGACGCCUUGGUUCUGGGGCUCGGCGUCCUCCUUGUGCAACGCAGGGAGAGGAGUCUUGGGACUGAGGUGGCAGGUAGAGGAGCUGGAACUUUAUCCAGGACGGGGGAGUCACGGGAUGUUUUGAACAGAGACCGGACAUCCUCCCAGUUAGCAUUUUGAAAGCGUCUCACCUUUCGCUGAGUGGAGAACAGAUGUGGAGGGGUGUGUCCGUAUGGAGGGUGAAGGCUUCUAUCACGGCCAGGGUGAGCAAAUGACGGCUCCUGGGCUGGAUGGGGAAGUUCGUGGGGGGAAAGUCCAAUUACGUGUAGAACUGCGUUUGCAUCAACUGUGUGUUAUGAGCAAGCGUGAGAGAAGCACAAUCAGAAGCUCUUCAGCCCGAGUGCCUGGAAGACACUCAGAAAUGGGUCUGAUUGCCUUUGAGGACAUAGCUGUGUAUUUCUCCCGGGAAGAGUGGAUGCUUCUGGACACAGCCCAAAGGGUCCUGUACCGCCAUGUGAUGCUGGGGAACUACGCACUUGUGGCCUCGCUGGGACUCUCUGCCUCCCGACCUCAUGUAGUCAUCCAGCUGGAGCGUGGUGAGGAGCCCUGGGUUCCAGGUUGGACAGAGACAACCCUGGGCAGGAAUGCCCACAGAAGGCCCAGCCUUGGUUCCUGCUGCCUGGCAGAGGACAGAGAUGUUUCUGGAGAAACGACCUUACCAGGGACCUUCCUGCACAGCUCCCUUGGGACACCUACUGGUCCAAGCCUGGAGGGAAAAUGGGGUGCCUUCCCGCCUGAGGAGAGAAAACCCACAGGCGUGUCGGUGAUCUACUGGGAGAGGCUCCUGCUAGGCUCAGGCAGUGGGAAAGCCAGCAUCAGCCUGCGACUGACACCCCCGCUGAGGACUUCUGAGGAGAGCCAGUCUAGAGAGAAAGUCCUUGCGGACUGCCUGGCUCCAGGGAAGUUGCCACCGCCAGCAGAACUACAGAAGCCACAUGUGCAGCAAGCACCCCCAAGAGCCUUCCCAAGCAACUCGGACCGCAGAGCCAUUUGCAGUGGGGGAGAACGUGGAAUGAACACAAACUGGCACGAGCCUCAGAGACUCCUGGGUACCCAGGAGGCCCCAACCUGGAAAGAGCUGGGAGAGGCCCUGCAUGCUGGCCCUGGUCUGCUCCCUGGGGAGAAGCCCUUUGAAUGCAGAGCAUGCAGCAAGGUGUUCGUGAAGAGUUCAGACCUUCUCAAGCACCUGCGCACUCACACUGGCGAGCGGCCUUAUGAGUGUGCACAGUGUGGCAAGGCCUUCAGUCAGACUUCGCAUCUGACGCAGCACCAGCGCAUCCACAGCGGCGAGACACCCUAUGCGUGCCCGGCCUGCGGCAAAGCCUUUCGGCACAGCUCCUCACUGGUGCGGCACCAGCGCAUCCACACGGCAGAGAAGUCCUUCCGCUGCGGCGAAUGUGGCAAGGCCUUCAGCCACGGAUCCAACCUCAGCCAACACCGCAAGAUCCAUGCAGGUGGGCGGCCCUAUGCCUGUGCCCAGUGCGGCCGCCGAUUCUGCCGCAACUCGCAUCUGAUCCAGCACGAGCGCACGCACACGGGCGAGAAGCCCUAUGCCUGUGCGCUCUGCGGCGCCGCCUUCAGCCAGGGCUCUUCGCUCUUCAAGCACCAGCGCGUGCACACGGGUGAGAAGCCUUUCGCCUGCGCACAGUGUGGCCGUGCCUUCAGCCAUAGCUCCAACCUCACACAGCAUCAGCUGCUGCACACAGGGGAGCGGCCCUUCCGUUGCGGAGACUGCGGCAAAGCCUUCGCCAAGGGAGCAGUGCUGCUUAGCCACCGGCGCAUCCACACGGGAGAGAAACCCUUCGUGUGCACACAGUGCGGCCGCGCCUUCCGUGAGCGGCCAGCCCUCUUCCACCACCAGAGGAUCCACACUGGUGAGAAGGCCUUGCGGCGACCCAGGGCUAACAUGCGUCCCCAGGCCAGGCCUCCUUUGGAGACCUCAGCAGAAGGUGCACUGGGGAAGGAAGCCAAGGCCUCUCCUUCCUCAGUUUCACCCACAGCUCCAAAGCCAGCUGAGUCCUAAGGUCACACCUCUGACCUUUGCUGGCCUGUGAAUCCCUUUCACAGCUAAAGGCCUGUGUCCACUGCAGAUCACAUGGGGAGAAGGGAACCAGGCAUAGGAAGAUCCUUUGGCUGCACUUACCUUUGUACACAGUGACAAGAUAUGCCAGUUCAGCUUUGGCACACACCUGUGUCCUAAAGAGGUCACACACAGACACAUCAAGAGGAUGGACCUGGUGCCAGGCCAGAAAAGGCAGCCCUGCAUGGUGAUGCCCUUUCACUGUUUCAUGACUGAAUGCUAAGGUGAGGAGGGGAAGUGCAGGUGUGCAGAAAUCUAUCUGCAGGAAACUGGCAGCUGGUGACCAGUUCCCUCUGCCCCCCAAGCCCAAGUUCAUCCAAGCUUCUUGGGGUCUAACCCAGCAAAAAGGAAUCUAUAGGGGAAUGGGGGUUAGGGUGUGUAGGACUUGGGCAAGUGGUUGGGUUCUGAGUCUCAACUGCCUUCUCUGGGGAAAAGAAAGGGGAAAAGAUGUGGGCCCAUAGAGGGUCCUCUUUUGGUGGGAACCUGAUGAGGUCCAAUAUAUAUGCAGUGCCAGCCUUCUAGAUGCAGGGAAAUUCCUCCUGUCAGCCCUAUGAGCCUUGUGCUGGUACGCCCACUUUAAAGAUGCAGAAAUUGAGGCACAGAGAAGGAAAGCAAGUUGCCCAAGAUGGAGCUGAUACCAGAAUCCAGGGGGAUGGCUCAGCUUCACAUACCUCAGUCUAGUCUGCCAGGCCUGAGGGUCUAACCUGGCUUCCCACACAACAGACUCGACAGAAGUGGAAGCCCAAGGGAGGCGAUAUGACUGUCAGCACUGGAAAGACAGAUCAAGGAUGCUGGCUUCCCUGGAGCACUCAUUCACGUUCUCAUCUACACUCUGUCAUCAGCUCCUGUUACCAAAGUCAAUGUUACGAGGAUUUUUUUUUUUUUUUUUUUUUUAAUGAGGAAUCUUCAUAUCCAAAGCAAUGGUAGGAACUGCAUAGGAAACAAGAUGAGGCUGCUCAUUUUUCUGGGUUUGGUGGCUACAUGACCUGGUUGGAAAGUAGACAGACAGCUAAAUAUGAAGGACUUGUCAUUACCUAAGCCUGUGUGGUGCCCUUCUGAAACCCCCUUUCCCAGUGUAAUGACCCUGAAUGCUGAGGACAAAUGGGUGGAGUGGGGCCAUUUGACUCCUAUGUUGUUAAGCAAACCAGGCCACCUCCUGACCUGGGGCCUCACUGCUAGGGAAGGCCAUGGUCUAUUUAAAAACAGCAGAGAGAGAGAAAAAAAAAUCAGUAGCAUUUACAGCUUGAAAUGGAUGUAAGUUGUAAUUUUGUGUACAGGAGUGUGGAAGUCUACAGCCUCAGCCUCUUCUCUUGGCUCCAGGGAGUGGUUCAGAUUUUAACAAGAGUUCAAAGAGGCUUCCUAGUAAAGGUUUCUUUUUAAACAUUGUGAACAAUAGUAGCCUGGUGCUUGUUUCACCCUAAUGCAAUGCAGAUGGUAUUAAACAGACAUAACACA
Messenger RNA from Sciurus carolinensis (gray squirrel), 3662 nucleotides. It is a transcript of the gene Znf324, whose product is annotated as zinc finger protein 324. The transcript is spliced from 4 exons. The coding region runs from base 300 to 2150 and encodes 616 amino acids. Gene Ontology annotation, molecular function: DNA-binding transcription factor activity, RNA polymerase II-specific; RNA polymerase II cis-regulatory region sequence-specific DNA binding. NCBI's taxonomy places the organism in Eukaryota, Metazoa, Chordata, Mammalia, Rodentia, Sciuridae. The record is from RefSeq and is a predicted model, not a curated record. Gene Ontology annotation, biological process: regulation of transcription by RNA polymerase II.